GCUGGUCACCAUACCAGAGCUCCUUAUAAAAAUAUACAUGUAAGUAAGUGUGUUAUCUGGAUUAAUGCAUACCACACAUUACUUCUUUGGAAAGUAGUACUUAUAUACGAACAACAACAUCGUGACUGUUGCAUGAUUUGUGUGUAUUUGGCAUCUGCACAGGGCAUCCGUAAUUAUAUGUACACACAUAUGUAUAUAUAUUGAAAGUACUGGGUUGCUGUGAAACAAACAGCUGUCUUCUUAUAUAAGCAAAUCAAAAAUAAAUGUCACAAAUUCAAAAUAUAUGUAAUUACUCCUCUUCACUUGCAUCUUCCUUCAAUAAGAAUAUAGAAAAACGAUCUCGCACAAUCAGCCAAGAAUCAUUGCAAGAAUGUGCAGUGUGUGGAGACAUAGCGGUUUGUCAGCACUAUGGUGUAAGAACCUGUGAGGGGUGUAAGGGAUUUUUUAAACGAACAGUACAAAAAAAAUCAAAAUAUGUUUGUCUAUCGAAUCAGUCAUGUCCUGUUGAUAGACGUCGACGUAAUAGAUGCCAGUUUUGUCGCUUCCAAAAAUGUUUGGGAGUAGGCAUGGUAAAGGAGGUAGUUCGAACCGAUUCACUUAGAGGACGUCGCGGAAGACUACCAACGAAACAGAAGGACAAUGACUAUUUUGGCAUAUAUCACAAUUUAUCAUUAAUAUCAACACUAGUUAAUAGUCAUAAGGAUACAACACCCGAUAUGUCUUGUUUGGACUAUGCAACAUAUUCAGAACCGCCAUAUGUAAGCUCGCCACUCAUCGUAAGAGAAUCAGAAAAUGUUCGAAAAUUUUACCUAAUAUUGAACAGCUCAGUAAAAAGGAUUGAGCAGUUUAUUUAUAGAAUACCCGGCUUCAGUGAAUUGUGUGAAGCCGAUCAGGAAUUGCUUUUUCAAUCAGCUUCAUUAGAAAUGUUUGUUUUGAGAUUAUCAUAUCGUACCAAUUCCAACGACUCGAAUAUAAUUUUUUGUAAUGGUAUGAUAAUGCAUAAGACUCAAUGUGAAAGAGUUUUUGGAGAUUGGCUCUUUAACAUUUUGGAGUUUAGUAAACAAUUAAAAAACUUAGAGAUGGAUAUUACUUCUUUCGUCUGUUUAUGUGCACUCGCUGUUAUGACAGCUUGCACAGGCGGACAGAGAUACGGUUACCCGGAUUUCAACUUGUCUAGCCAUCCUGAUAUUUAA
Molecule: messenger RNA, 1193 nt
Organism: Bactrocera tryoni
Lineage: Eukaryota; Metazoa; Arthropoda; Insecta; Diptera; Tephritidae
Gene: Hr38
Product: probable nuclear hormone receptor HR38
Exons: 3
Coding region: 264-1193 (309 amino acids)
Biological process (GO): cellular response to corticotropin-releasing hormone stimulus; regulation of transcription by RNA polymerase II
Cellular component (GO): transcription regulator complex; nucleus
Molecular function (GO): nuclear receptor activity; nuclear glucocorticoid receptor binding; RNA polymerase II cis-regulatory region sequence-specific DNA binding
Source: RefSeq, a predicted model, not a curated record